GGCUUCCUGAGGGCCAAUCCGAGGCAGAGAUGAACCCUGGAAUGUUCUUUUGCAGCCACUGCUUACUUGACUUGGCCUUGUGAGCUGGAGCGGAAUCCUGCUGUAAAGCCCAAUGAAUUCCAGCAAACAGAGUAUCAUUUAGAGGAUUGAAAAAAGGUUACAAAAUAUCGUCCUGAUAGUUUUUAGCAGCUGUUUUAACUCCUUUUUCACAAAAAAAAAAAAUGGUGCUUUGUGGUGCCAUCAAAGCAAACUCCUCAGCAAACCAUCACUAAGGAAGGGUGAUGACCUCUUUCCAUACUUCUAAUGACUUCCUGGGCUUCUUUAGAGCUGUGUGCGUACACACGAUCAUUUUGGCGAUUAAAUAUUUCUUCAAUUGUAAAAAUUUUCACAUCAUUAAACAAAAUCUUUCGAUGAAGACCAUUGGUGUAACGGCCAAGGAGCACUUUGCAUCUAUUAGCUCUAAUUUUUUUUAGAGAAGUGGCUAGCCUUUGUCCUGCCAUUCUUCGAAAUGUACCCAUCCUAAGGUCACUUUUUAUUAUGCGAGACAUUGAUCUGAAAGAGAUUCCCAUUUCAUAAGACAUGAUUUGUUGUUUUCGAAUAGGAUUUCUUCCAUAUUUUUGCCGUUCUCACAGUGCGGGGAAGGACCGGUCGAGAUCUGUCAUACAGAGAUAGGGUCUCAUUAUAUCUAUUUAUAGUGCGGUACUCGAACAUACGGCUGAUACCCAAAGGUUUCAAAGUGUUGAAAAUCUCUGACCUACAUUUUCCAACUUUGUGUAAGGCGAUCACAACUAUUCUGUUUUCUUUAUCACCCCACUCCAUGUCAACUGAGCGGUAGAAAAAUACAAACUAAUUGGGAUUAUUAUCCUGACAUGUAAAGAAAAUAACCUGAUAGAGGUGAGGAUUAUCUAAAGAAUACCCAAGGAUAUAAACUGUUCAACUUUUGUAGUAGUAUUCAGGCAGAACUAGGUAUAUAAUUUAUAUCAGACAGAUAAUAUAGUUUGGUGUUAUCCAAAUAAAAAAUCCUAACAUAAUCAUGUGUUUUUCUUAUCAGUUUGAUUAUUUAUAACCUGUACUGAUAGGUUUGUUUACAUAUUCAUUAAUUUAAAUAAUUAAAACGGACAAGUUAAUACAUAUCUAAGCCUAAGAUGGAGAGAGGAUACGAGAAAAUUGGUUUGGUAAUUGAACCACCAUCCAUAGAAUUUGGUGAUUUUUUUCCUGGUGAAGAAUGUUUCACCCAGAAAAUAACUUUUCACAACAGAGGAAGACGAAAUCUGAAGUUGAAAAUAUUGAAACCAUAUUCUUGGGUGUUCCAAUUAGAUGAUGACAGCACACCGAUAUUCCUCUCACCUGGUCUGUCUGCGUCAAGAAACCUUACUUACAUAUAUGCUCAUGACUUUUCCCACGAAUCUAAGUUACCUUUCGUUGUAGACUAUAAAUAUUAUUUUGAUAUACCAAUCAACGUGAAGAGGGGACAGUCGUAUCUGUCGGUGUCUCCACUCCGACUGAACUUUGGUAUUAUCGAUCUAGGAUGUCGAUUUGUUGCUCAAUACCUGGUCCUCACGAACAGCGGGAGCUGCUCUGCCAAAUUCUGUGUGGAUUUCGGAACCAAUAAGUUAGACCUGUUAGCAACACCGAAAAAAGGCCUAGUUCCAGCGUAUGGAAUGCAAAUGGUGAAGAUAGAAAUGGCAGGAUUCAUGCCUGGGGAGCUUCUAGACGAAUUUUGGGUGAAGGGUGACCCUCCAUCCAGAAUAGAAGUGGAGGUCCACGUUCUAUUCCCCUACUUCCAAGCGAUGCACCCGAACACAACUGGCGACUUCACCCUUAUAAAUUUCAAACCGACGUUCUUCGGAUCAGAAAGAUACGAGACCUUCAUCGUGCAGAACGUGUCAUCCUUUCCUUCCUGCUUUGUCGUUUUGGCGGAGAUGAACAAUCAGUUAUUUACACUAAACAAGGCAGUGAAGCAGGUGUUUGUUUACAGUAAUUUCUCCAUUCAUCCGGUUGAAGGGACGUUAGGGCCUUUUGAAGGCCACAUAUUUACUGUAAGAUUUCAUCCUCAUGCUGAUUCGUCAAAGACAAAGGGGUGGAAACAUUCCACCAUUGACGAAUUAGAAUUUUUGUGUUUUCUUCGGAUCCUGCGAGUCGACGUGAUUGAGUGGCAAGAUGACGGUGGUAGAGACCCGUUUUGCACCGGAGCUGGCAGGACAUCAUUUACUGCUGCCUCGUCAAUGUCAGACACCAAUCAAGAUUUGGAUAUGCUGAGGAUAUGCCUCCACGGCGAUGGUGUGAAGCCAAUGCUGACAGCUGUUCCAGAUAGCUUAUACUUCGAGAACAUGGAAGUGGGCAAGGAGUGCAAGAAGGUGAUUCGGCUGACCAACGAAUCGACUUCGCUGCCUCUCGGCUACCGAUACAAGAAGACUGUCGGCGUAUACGUCUACCCCGAGAGCCACUUCAUAGAUCCCAAGAAAUCACUGGAGUUAGCCGUAUCAUUUAGGGCAUCUUCAUUAAUUUUUGAAAACACGCGUUUGAAAUUUGAAGUGAUUGCAUACCAAGACUUGACUGAUAGGAAGCAUUUAAAAACUAUCGAUGAAGUUCAUGUUGAACUUUCAGCCAACAUCAAAUCAAUAUUUAAUCCACCUCAGCCUAAGUUUAACAUGGGUAUAACACCAUCUAUCGCUCACGAAACUGGUGUACAUACGGAAACGGUUAUGUACAAAGAUAUUCAUUCUAAGUGCCCGAAAUCAUUACUCGUUCCAAAGAAUGGAAAACGACCCUGGUUAUACGGUAGUGAUUUCGUUGCCUACCCAAAUGAUAUGCCUAGCUCUUUCAGGGUAAAAAAACAUGACCCAAAAGUCAGGGCUAUAUUCACAGGAACUAAACGCUACACUCCACCUGUCGACCUAGAUUACACCUACUCAAAGAAAGAAAAGAAAUUAAUGAAUAAUCGAAAUGAAAAACUGAGAAAAUUUUAUCAAAAUGAAGCGGGAAAGAUACGUCAAUUUUACCUGGCUCAGGACAAUGUCAAAUUUGGAAAACGGACUUUCUCCGAUGAAAGAUUAGAACAGUUGGUAAAAAUGGACAAAGCUCAUUUAAAUGACGUGUCCUUUGAGAAGAUGAUAAGCAGGAAGGUCUCCCGUGACGUGGUCGAGCUGAAUGAAAUCUGCCCCCUCACUCCCACCCAUCUCUACAACAUAAGGGUCAUGCCGAAGACGUUGGACUUUGGAAAAAUUCCACCAAAUGUCGAUUGCGUUAAAAUAAUAAGAAUCGAUAACUUCAACAAUUUUUCUGUAACGAUAAAGCUUUUUCUCCAAAAAGCUAAAAUGAAAGAGGAGGUUUUCGUAGUUGCAGCAAGAAGCAGACACGAAAAAGAAGUUACUCUAAACCUUAAAUCAUAUGGAAAAUUUUACAGUAAUGUCUCAUAUGUGGUUAACAAUAGCCAUUCCUUUGACCUGAAGCUGUCUGCAGAUGUAGUUCAAAGAACUCUAUCAGUGACCCCAAACGAGUUAAUCCUUAAUUCAACUAAAGGACAAUAUGAAGAUAUUUUUCAAGUGAAGUGGGGUGUCAUAAAGAUAUUUAAUCCACUUUAUGUUCCUACAAAAUAUUCAUGGCAGGUGCCACCUGGUAUACCUUUCGUAUUGGAACCGAUGAGUGGUGAGGUUCCUGGCAAUAGGUCUAUAGCUUGCGCAGUUUAUUCCAAUUUACGAAACAGGACGAUCCUUGGAAGCUCUAUUCACCUGGUGGUCAAUGAAGGAUAUCAAAUUCCUGUCAGGAUCAGCCUUGUAGAGGAGAAGAGUCACAACGUUUCUGUUAUGCUCACUAAAAGAAUCCUUCCCCCGAUUUCACUCAACUUAUUGUUCUGCGAGACAGUUCUAUUCUUCAAUGCAGGUUUCAAGGAUGUGAUAUACUCGAUAGUGACCCCCGAGCCGAUCGAAGGAGUGACCAUGCGACCUAUCGUAGGGGUGAUGCCUGCUAGGGCUUGCAUCGGCCUGGAAAUGUUAUUCAGGAUGACAAGUAUAGCGGCUUUCGACUUCCAUCUCCUGAUCGAGCUACAAGGCUACGAUAUCAUCGAAGCUAAGUUCAUAGGACACGUAGUUUUCCCCAAAGUGGAAUUCAAUCCGAAGACGUUGACAUUGAGGUCCACGCCCUGCUUCUCGCGAGAUUGCUACAACAUACAAGUCGAAAAUCAGAGCCCAGCUCUCGUGCAGAUCCAAUUCCCGAUGGAUAAUUACCCCCAGAUCAACCUCUCAAUGUCCAAAAAUGACAAAUUUCCGGGACUUGAUGAUGAUGGCUUAAGUUUACUGCCCAAAGAUUGCAAAGAUCUCUAUUUACAUUUUAAACCACAAGACCUGGCAACCUAUGAAUUCUACUUACCCUUCAUACUGAACAAAAUAAUCGGUCCUCCUAUAUUAUAUAACGAUGACACUCAAAGGCCCGAAUCAUACAUAGCUAUUAAUAGAGAAAAUAACAAAUUGCAGAAGUACUUCGAUCUCGAUUGUCCUUCAAGGAUUACUUCAAUCCACGUGGACUGCAGCGUGGCCAAAGGUUAUCUCGAGUUCUCUAAGCGUCAGUUCUCAUUUUAUCUCUUGGAAAGAAGAGAAGUUCAAAAGAAGAGUAUUACAAUAAAAAACAUAACAAAAGACAAGAUCUACUUGUUCUUCGAUUCAGCCGUCCUAGUUCCGACGCCUUUCAAAAUGGUGAUGGGACCCAGCGACCGAAGCCAGAUGACUUAUCUGAUGCCCAAUGAUUCCAUCAUGAUAGAAUUGAGUUUUGAACCGCUCUUUCCCAGUGUUUUCGAGUGCGAUCUCCCGCUCAUUGUGAGGGAGCACAGUGAAUUCCAACCCUACACCAACAUUCAUGUCAAAGGAACCUUGCCCAAAUCGGUGCUGUACUGUACCACUUAUAUGAUCCACUUCCUGCCGGUCCCCACGGAGUGUGGUAUUGAAAGGUACGUGGAAGUGAUCGCUACUCACCAAUACAGAGAGACCACACUCAAUUGCUUCAUGAGGAGAAUCAUGGGAGAGUAUCAAGGGGAAGAUAUCUUCGAAUUUAUCUACCCAAAAGGAAACAAAAUACCUGCGAACCAUGAACCAGUUGUAAUUCCUGUCGUGAUAAGAUUUAAAUCUAAAAGGAAUAAUUCUCUUAGAGGAACCAUAGUCAUGUCCGACGAGCAAGAUGGCCAAUGCAGCUUGCAGUUCUCGGCCUGCGCGGACAACGCUGUAGUUUCGAAUCACAUUUACCUAUUUCUAAAACACUCAAUGAAGGGGGAAAUAGUAGAAUCAUCAAUUUCUUCAUCAGAAACGCAGGAGAAACCGCCUUUGAUACGUAUAGAUAAAAUUCAAAAUGCAUUAAUUAAUCAGGAAAUUUUAGAAGAAAUUCUAGAAUAUCCUCGGUUUCCAAAGAAGACAAGCGACUCCAAAUAUGCUUCUUACAUGAGGAGAGUAUUGCUUGCGACAGAACAGUGGCUGUACGAACAAGGGUUCAGCGGAUCAUACAGAAUGAUCAUUGGCGAACACGUCGCCUUCUCCAAGGCCUUCGUGAACGCCACCCACGCCAGAUCUAAGAGUUCUCACCACGACAGUGUCAAGUCUAUAAUAGAUCUACUAUUUAAUUUUGUGGGUCGUGAUUUGCUUUUACAGUAUCAACUUCCAUCGACGAUCCCAGAGGACGAUACAGGACGGAUUGGAUAUUGCCUAGCUGUUUACAAGCAGAUCCUCCAGUUCUUGAAAGUUCAAGGCGGACAUUCCAGCCAUAUCUUCCCGGUCUACCUCCUCGCCUACGACGAUUACGUCUAUUAUUAUAACGAGGUGAAGAUGAGAUACAUGGAUAAGUCUCGGAAAGGCGCUAUUCACUAUCAAGAUAUCUUUGAUGAAAAAGGCUCAACCCAAGUUUUUCUAAGUGAAGAAGAAUUCGAAAGGUACAAUUUACAAUCAUGGAUGGAUAUUAUAUUACAAAUACAUAGGGCGAUAAUACAAGCUGGAAUUCCGUAUCGUGUUGAUAUUAAAUCAGUUAAUGACGAUCCCUCCGUGGAACAUAGCAGUUUCACGAUGACGCAAAAAUCUCAGCUUUCUAGGGCUUAUUCAGUUAUGAGCGACUUGGAAGAAGCCUACGCAGCCGAAAAUAUGCCUCAUUUGAAGAAGUUAACCCUGGAAAGGGCAGACAAAGUGAUUCUGGGCUGGCUCAACGUCGUUUACAACACGAUGAAGUUAACCGUGGAUCGGGAGAACCCGAGGUGGCCUACCAAAUUAAUUACAAAUUUACACACCGAUUUACAAGAUGGAGUAGUCCUCUGUGCAGUGACACUAUUCUAUUGCCCUUUCCUGGAAGACUUAUAUUUUCAAGAUUUUUAUUUCAGUCCCAGUGAUUCAGCACAGAGCCAUCACAACGGCGUGCUGCUGGCGACCGCCUGGAACGCGAUCCGGCUGGGACUGACAGUGGUGCCCACAGAUUUCUACCACUCCAACCCCAUCUCCAUGAUGCUCCUCGUCUGCCACCUCUAUAUGGUGAUGAGGUCGUACGUCCCUCAGUCUACAAUCCAGUUCCUCUCCUGUCUUUCGCAAUCAGUAACAAGGAAGGUAUCAGUGAUCAACCCCAACGCAAGUUCCAUUGGCUAUGCGAUAAAGAUACUCGGGGAUCCAAAUGGAUCCUUUUCGUUGGAAAAAUUGCGGGCAGUGAUCGUCCUUGCGGCUAAGUCGGCAGCUACCAUUCCGAUCAACUUCACCGCCAGGACAAUAACUCCUGUGAAAGCAAUCCUGGUAUUAAGUGGCACAUGCUUACCUAAUGGAUACGCCAACAACAUGGUAUUUACCUUAAUCGGAGAACCCUAUAAAUUAGUUGUGAGUAGCGACUACGUCAUCAGUACUCCGGUUUAUAAGCCCACUUUCAUCAAUGCCAAUGUCUUUUCACCUUACAAAGUGGAAGGGGAGUAUGAAAUGUGGUACACCGAAGAGGAACCUCGCCCAGGCAAAUUAAUGAUUUCCAAAUGGAGCAGCAUACGGCAGCAAAAGCUUCCCAGGAUCUUGCACAUCGGCUGCAACCGUCUACUCAUCCCGCCUUCUAUCAGCCAGCAUGCGGCCGUGCUCCCACUCACUGCGGCCUGCUACUCCUUGACUCCUAGCACCUUCUGGAUCAUUCUCAGGAACGAGGAUAUCGGAGAUUUCAUCGUCAAAGUGAUGAUAAAGCCCAGAAUAGACAAACCCUUCGUGAUCCUGCCGGUGAGGCUGCCGGUCGGGAUGUGCACCGGCUUCCCCAAUGCCCGCUGCUCCUACAACUGUCCCAGGUCCUUCUAUAUCUACAUCCCCUGCAGGAACGCCCGCCUCUGGACUACGGUGAAGGCUAUGUUCUCUCUGACUUUGGAAAAGAAGGAGCAUUCCUUUUGGGAGAACCAUCUCGAGACAAGGAUAGGUUUGGAUCUUGUGAAGUGGAUGUUGGGAGAUCAGAAAGUUAGUGUUGCUCAAGAAAUUGGUUACUUGUUUUCUACUAAAAUAAAAUACAACGUGACAUCAUUGAGUAAAGAUCUGGAGAUUGAACCAACUGUGACGAUUAAUGAUGUUCAUUCUCCAGAUUAUGUGCAGAUCAUGGCGCAUGUUUGUUGCAUGGUACAAAAUGAUUCUGUUACGAAUAUUAUGCUAGAGGCAGAUGGUGGAAAAGAAAUCCGAUAUUACCAAAUCCGUUUUACAGAGCACUCAGGAAUCGCUUUAGAUUCGCAAUGUCUUCCAUGCAGAAAAUGUGCUCCUCCUGUUGUUUCAAAGCAUUCAGUGAAAAGCAAAGAAGCAAAGGCGGAAAUUAAACCUAAAUAAAUAAAAGCUUAUGAAAUAUUUGUUUUUUAUUUGUAUUUCCUUACCUAUUUAUGAAAUACAACGUAAGUCAGGAGUCUUUAACCUUUUUUUCUCUUGAAGACACAUUUAUAGGUUAGAGGCGUGCGGCGAGCUUCCACAAUUCGUUUGUGUUUUCUACAUUAUUCAUAGUCUGAUAUUG
This is a messenger RNA of Nezara viridula (southern green stink bug), 7971 nucleotides long. NCBI's taxonomy places the organism in Eukaryota, Metazoa, Arthropoda, Insecta, Hemiptera, Pentatomidae. The record is from the annotation of a GenBank genome assembly.